UGGUAGUUAGUGCUUAAUUAUGUGAAUUGGAAUUCAGUAAUGAUGAAAAAUCACCUCAACAGCAGUCGAGUGCAGUGUGGAGCCUUUUGGGUACUAUUAGUUCUUCUUAUCACGUCCCAAGUGUGUUGUUUGCAAGGUGACAAUGUGUGCUAUCGUUAUGAGAGCUACAUCGAAACGGAAACCAUUCCACGCAAUCAAACAGUGCAGGUGCUAACAAGGCAGUGGUGUCUGGAGAUACCACCAAGAUGCACCUCUUAUCGCACGGAAAUCAAGGAAGUGUUUGUUAAGCAGAACGUCACCAAGACGCGACGCGUAGAGUUCUGCUGCGAAGGGUACCAGGAGCGGCGCAACGGAAACGGAACCGCCAGCGAGUGUCGUCCAAUAUGUCGCGGUGGAUGCAUCCAUGGCGAAUGUUUGGCGCCGAAUGUGUGCACUUGCGAGGCUGGAUUUGGUGGUAAACAUUGUCUGCAGCGAUGCCGAAACGGAACGUGGGGUGUGAAUUGUCGGAAUCGAUGCCACUGCCAGAACUAUUCGCAUUGCGACACAAAAACUGGCCACUGUCGGUGCAAUGAGGGCUGGAUGGGAAAAUUCUGUGAAACUCCCUGCCCGGAAGGAUUCUUUGGAACGAUGUGUAUUAGCAAGUGUAAUUGCACCACCCGCUCAUGUCAUCCCCAGACAGGAGUCUGUAUGCCGGACGAUGAGAUAGUGAUGUUUGACAACAUCACCAGAACGAUAGAGAACAGUUACUCAUCCGAAAGCACUGAGCGAAUAUCGGCCGAACAGUGGAUCAAAGUCGAUAAUGAAACACUUUUGCUAACUAGCAGUACAACAACGAUGGCCGACAUUUCUACGACCUCUUCUAGCACAACUAGCACUGCUAGCACUUCCCCCGAGACUACCACCACCAUCACCACGACGGAAGCUACCGGCCAACUGCUACCGAACGCAACCUACGCCGAGUCGUACCACGAGUACCUGCCAAACAACACCGAGAUGAGCAUGGUCCUCACGAAAGGUCACUCACGAUCGGCCAGCAACGAAAGUGUGUACGAGCUAGUGACGACCACUUCUCGCGUCGAGAUCACCUUCAUCGAUACGGCGGUAAAGAAAAUUGAAGAUCCCUCCACGUACAACACCACCUCCCAGGGGGAAGAAUUGUCCGCCAUUGCGAACGACAGCACGAACGACACGGACACACAGCUAGUGUACCUGGAGUCGGAAAACCACCCCGUGCUGGUGGGUAUCGCCGGGGAUGGUACGGCACAGAGUGGCGCAAAUGAUCGACAGGCGCUCGUGACGAUCUCCUGUCUGCUGAUCACACUUGCCCUACUGCUGUCGGUGGUCGUUUAUAUGAAGCGGUUGAAUAGGAAAACGCUUGCCAAACCGGCUCCCACGGCACCGCCACCGGUGAAGAUUGUGGACGAGAGUGUUCAGACGGGGACUGAUUCGAAUCGCUCGUCUGAUCCUCUUCCCGAUCUUCCACACGUAACGUACACGAGGGUGAAACCGAAACUGCAAAGAAAUGGAGACAUUGAACACUACGACGUACCGGCAAACAAUAGCUUCAUCCAUCGGGCUAAAUCUUCACCGUACAACUACAACUUUUCGCUCAAUCAAAAGCAACCGCCCAGAAAGUAUAGCCUUGAGCAUAUCUACGACGAAAUUCAGUACCCACCGUUGGCGGAAGUGGCGAACGGCACGACACAGUCCGAUAAGUUGACGGUACAGAUGGGUGAGAAGGAUGACAGCUACUCCAAACCGAUGGUUCCCACUUUUAUCGGGUUAGACCCUGCGCAACCUAACGUGACCGUUAUGAAUCUGCAACGAUCGAACGAAUCGGUGAGUGCUCUCGAUCGCUUCAUGAACAAAACCAAAUCACAGAUUCCGGCCGGUGUGUGCUUUGAGGAAGUGCCUACAGUUUCGCUGUUGAAGUACAACCCUGUGGGAUAUGUACCGCAAGGGAACGGGUCAAAUCCUUCCCUCAGCCGCAUCCAGGUUUGUUGUCCCGGAUAUGAGCGUAACGUUCACAACUUCCGCAAGUGUGAGCCCGUAUGCGAGGAACCGUGCCUGAAUGGGCUUUGCGUUGGACCGAACACAUGUGAAUGCUAUCCGGACUUUGUAAGGAACGUGCAAGGACGGUGCGUUCCGACUUGCCCGAUCGGAUGCGAUCAUGGAGACUGUGUGGUCGGAACGGGUGAAUGUCGCUGCCACGAGGGUUACGAGCUGGAACCAACGAGCGGCAAGAUGUGUGUCCCCAAGUGUACCGGAGGAUGUGGUCAGGGACGGUGUGUGGAUGUGGAACGAUGCCAGUGUGGUGAGGGAUAUACGUUCGAUCCGAAGCAUAAAUGUGCUCCGCACUGUGAUGGAGGCUGUGAGAAUGGACGGUGCCUUGCGCCGGGAGUUUGCAAGUGUGAUGAGGGCUACGAGAUGCAGGAGCAAGGCUGUGAACCAAUUUGCAGCAAAGAGAUUCUAAACCGUGUUUCAACAAAAAUGCUUUAUCUCAAGAUCAUUGCGACGGGUAUUGUGCUGCUGCUGGGAAUCCUUUCAACCGCAACCGUUAGUGCAGCAUGCUCCAAAACAGUCGUAAAAACGAGGGUGGAGGUUAAGAAUGGAAAACGGGUGACGGUGAUCGAUCAACCAUGCUGCAAGGGAUACAAACGGGUGAAAAUACGCUGUAUCCCGAUCUGUUCGCUGCCCUGCGAGAAUGCCAAGUGCACUGCACCGGAUGUCUGCACCUGCAACGCUGGUUACGAGAAGCUGUCAGACAGUCGAUGCAUUCCGCACUGCAACGAUUGCGAUAAUGGUAUCUGCACGAUGCCUGGCUACUGCCAGUGCCAUACCGGUUACACCCGAGCCGACAAUGGCACGUGUUUGGCAGAGUGUAACAACUGUGCGAAUGGAUUUUGCUUGCUGCCCGAUGCAUGCCAAUGCUACGACGGUUACGAACUGCAAGGACUCGACGAGCAACGCUCCUGCCGACCCGUGUGCGAUGGCGGCUGUCUCAAUGGGCAGUGUGUCGCACCGGAUGAAUGUUUGUGUGGUGAUGGAUACACGCUCUCGCAGUAUGGUGAAUGUCUUCCACCGACCACGCCUGCACCGCGCUGCCCGGACGGGUAUGUGGAUGAUGGGUACAGUUGCAGUCCAGUGUGCUCGGAACCGUGUCAGAAUGGGACCUGCGUUGCACCGGAUCAGUGCGAAUGUUUCCCUGGAUAUUCGUCCGAUAAUUCCAGCUCCUCCUUUCUAUGCCAACCGGUCUGCAAUGGAGAUUGUACGAAUGGGGAUUGCAUAGCUCCAGGCGUUUGCAUAUGUCACGCACAGUACGGAAAGAUCGGCGACGAUUGCAUACCGUUGUGUGAACGAUGUUCGCUGGGACACUGUGUGCAACCGAAUGUGUGUGUUUGUGAUCGUGGCUAUCGGUUGAUCGAUGGUGACUGUGAACCGAUCUGCGAGACGGAGUGCAUUAAUGCGAUCUGUACCGGGCCAAAUGCGUGCACCUGUCUGCCGGGAUAUAAUUACACCGAUAUUAAUGCCCUUUUCGACUGUUUGCCCGUUUGUGAACAGGAAUGCAUCAAUGGGCGAUGUGCGGCACCGGAUAGGUGUGAAUGCAAUGAAGGAUACGUGCCAGAUGAGGAGAAUUCGUGCAUCCAUCCGAACGACUUGUGCCGCAUGAAGUGUACAAAUGGACAUUGUGACGGUGCCGAAUGUAUCUGCGAUGCGGGAUACAUUAAACAUCCCACCGAAGGACACUGUGAGAAAACUUGCCCCAACGGUUGCACGUUUGGUGAUUGUAAUGGGGGUGAGUGUUUGUGUCAUGAUGGGUACCGUUUAUCGCUGGACAAUGCGUCCGUCUGUGAACCGAUCUGCGGUGAAGACUAUGACUACAGCAGUGCUGGCUGCAUCAAUGGACGGUGCAUCCGGCCGAAUGUGUGCCAGUGUGAGGAAGGCUAUGAGUUUGUCGAUGCUAACCAAACACGCUGUGAAUCGGUGGAAGAGCUCACACGUCAGCGGUUGGCACAGGAACGGAUGGCCGAGUGCCGCAGGAGUUGUCGCUAUGGGAAGUGUCGUGCGGGUGAGUGUCGGUGUAAUGAAGGAUUUGCACAUCCGGAAGGAAACACGCUCAGUUGUAAGCCCGUGUGUAUGGAACCGUGCCGGAACGGAACCUGUAUACGACCGGAUCAGUGUGAGUGUAAGGCAGGAUUCGUGUUUGUCGAGGGUAGUCAAAACCACUGUCGAUCAGAGGAAGAACUGUUGCGGGAAGCGUAUGAACGGUGCAAGGGUCGUUGUCGAAAUGGAGAUUGCCAUGGUGAUCAGUGUUUCUGUAUGUUAGGAUACAAACCAUCCAAUUUGGAUCCUUACGACUGUCAGCCAGUUUGCGAGCGACCUUGCGUCAAUGGCACGUGCGCAGGAAAUGAUCGUUGCCAUUGCUUGGAGGGCUAUGGACUGAACGAUGAGGAUAACCAUAUCUGCAACCCGAUCUGUACGUCUGCAUGCAUCAAUGGGGAUUGCGUUGGUCCGGAACUGUGUUCGUGUUACGCCGGAUACAUCUUGGCGGAGAAUAGCAACAGUAUCUGUGUGAAAGAGGAAACACCGGAGGAACGAUCAGCCCGCCUACGCCAGCUUACGUGCGAACGGGAAUGUUCAAACGGAUGGUGUGAACAGGGUGAGUGUCGUUGUGUGCAGGGUUUCUAUCACGAGAAUGGCCACACGUUCCGGUGCGAACCGUACUGUGAGCGACCAUGCGAGAUGGGUCGCUGUAUCGGGAACGAUACGUGCGAGUGUCUUGUGCGGCAUGAGCUCGUCGAGCCAUUCGUAUGUGGUCCCAUCUGUAGUGAGGAUUGUGUACGAGGGUACUGUGCAGCGCCAGACGUCUGCCGUUGUCAUGACGGAUACGAAAUGGUGAACGGUUCGAGCAAUGUUUGCGAACCGGUGUGUGGUGUGGAAGGCUGUACGAAUGGUGUUUGUGUAGGGCCGAACGAAUGCAGCUGUCUGGAUGGAUACUAUCAGGAUCCGGAUGAUCCGCUGCUGUGUCAUCGGGAGCUGAGCGUAAUACAACAGAUCACUGAUCAAAGUAACUCUGGUGGCGAAUACUACAAGAUGUCCUACAUCCACUACUUCAUCCCGGUAAUUGCAGCCGUAGCACUGAUCGUAGCCGUCCUAAUCGUGAAGAUGAUCGUACGCAACCGCCAGAAGGACUAUCACGUCGGCAAGCUCGGUAAUGUACAGGGACGUCGCAAGUCGGCGUCAAGUAACAGGGCCAGCAAGCGCAACACCGCCAACCGUACCACCGAUUAUAACGAUUACAAUCUGGUCGUUCUCUUCCCUACAGAGAGCAAGGAAAACUGUGUCUACUUCAUGCCGAAACCGGACUCCAAGACGAACGAGCUCACAAAAUUGAAUCUCGAAAUUGAAACCAUCUGAAAGCGCUCACCUCGGCUUGGGGAUCUU
Molecule: messenger RNA, 5445 nt
Organism: Anopheles maculipalpis
Lineage: Eukaryota; Metazoa; Arthropoda; Insecta; Diptera; Culicidae
Product: fibrillin-2-like
Exons: 14
Coding region: 40-5418 (1792 amino acids)
Molecular function (GO): protein binding
Source: RefSeq, a predicted model, not a curated record